GACUACGUGGGAGUCGAACCCGGACACAUACACGUGGUGGGACACAGCCUCGGCGCCCAGCUGGCCGGAUACACGGGCCUGUAUCUCAAGGAAAGAGGAGCCUCGCUUGGACGAAUCACAGGACUCGACCCGGCGGAGCCAUACUUCGAGGGCACAGAACCGGUCGUCCGACUCGACCCGACCGAUGCCGAUCUGGUCGAUGUUAUUCACACGGAUGCUGGACCCAUCAUCACGGGAGGUCUGGGCACCCUGCAAACUUCAGGUCAUCUCGACUUCUUCCCCAACGGGGGCAUCACAAUGCCAGGAUGCGGCGCCCAUUUGAUCGACUCGGUGGCCAAGGAGCAGGGCAACAUACCCUACGGUAUCCGACGAUUCAUCGGCUGCAACCACAUUCGUUCCUACGAGUACUUCACAGAGUCGAUCAACGCCGCCUGUCCCUUCCUCUCGAUCGAGUGCGGGUCGUGGGAGGCCUACUUGAAGGGACGGUGCUGGGAGUGUGGGCGUAGCUGGGAGCGAUGCGCUAGGAUGGGCGCCCACGCCCACUCCCAUCUCAACUACACCCAGCCCAAGCAGACGGAGAGAAAGAUGUUUCUGAUCACUGGAGCUGAUAGUCCAUUUUGUACCUUCCACCACCGAGUGAGUGUGGUGAUGUCGUACUCGACGGAGGCUCGUCUGCAGGGCGGAGACGUCGGGGUCUUCUAUCUCACCUUGUAUGGUCAGAAAGGCCAGUCUCCUCGCAUCAAACUCAACCAAGAAGAGAUAUUCUUCGAACCGGGGAACGUCUACACCUACAUGAUCGGAAGUGCCGACCUGGGACACCUGAAGCAUGUCGUCUUAGAGUGGCUCUAUGUCACUGUCUACUACAACCCCCUCACCUGGCGUCUCCUGUCUCAACCGGUUGUCCAUGUCAAUCGCAUCCACAUCGAUUCCAUCGAGAUGCAAGAGAGGUACGAGUUCUGUGGGCUGGACAUGCCCUUCAGAUCUGGAACACGGAGGCAGCUGGAAUGGCAGGCGGCGUGUCCGGAGCAAGCUCCUUCUCCCGGAGCUUCGUUCCUUGGCACGCUCAUCAACUUCGACGUCGAGGACACCAUCUACAACAAUAUUGAUGCGGUCAACAGCGGCCUCAACAGCCUAGGAAACGGCCAGUUCAUCAGUAAUCUGGCCUCCUCCACCAAUCAGGUCGCCAGAGAGCUUAUGGAGAGUGCACGGAGGAGAAUAGGGGCUAGGGUAAACAAAAGGAGGAGGGAAGGAGAGGAUGAUACAAGUAGACGGAAACAACGAAGAUGGAGAGUUUGGGGAUAGAAGAAGGAAUUGGAAGAAACUGAAAGGACAGCAGAGAGAGAGAGAGAGAGAGAGAGAGAGAGAGAGAGAGAGAGAGAGAGAGAGAGAGAGAGAGAGAGAGAGAGAGAGAGAGAGAGAGAGAGAGAGAGAGAGAGA
Messenger RNA from Procambarus clarkii (red swamp crayfish), 1437 nucleotides. NCBI's taxonomy places the organism in Eukaryota, Metazoa, Arthropoda, Malacostraca, Decapoda, Cambaridae. The record is from RefSeq and is a predicted model, not a curated record.